Molecule: messenger RNA, 3752 nt
Organism: Thrips palmi
Lineage: Eukaryota; Metazoa; Arthropoda; Insecta; Thysanoptera; Thripidae
Gene: stmA
Product: protein EFR3 homolog cmp44E
Exons: 17
Coding region: 273-2690 (805 amino acids)
Biological process (GO): protein localization to plasma membrane
Cellular component (GO): plasma membrane
Source: RefSeq, a predicted model, not a curated record
AACGCAUAAACAUUGAGAUGGGUUUCGGAGGAAUGUAUUGCGGGUCAAGAGUGUCGUCACUCAUUUUCGAUCAGUCAAAACAAUGUUUUCAACGAAUAUAUGGUUGAUGUCUCUCAGGGCGUGUCAAAGUCAGGCUGCGCCGUGACUGACAUCACGGCACCAGCAAGACAAGCAGUUGUUGCUGGUGCUGCUCGGCACUGAGGCCACGCUACAAAAGACUUGUUGACAACAUUUUCCCCGUCAAUCCUCAGGAUGGACUCAUUAAGAACAACAUGGAAAAGCUCACGUUUUAUGCUUUGUCAUCUCCUGAAAAGCUGGAUCGAAUUGGAGAAUAUCUAUACCAAAAAGCAGCAAGAGAUAUUUAUCGGAGACGAAAUGGGCUUGUUGUGAUUGCAAUGGAGGCGAUGGAUCAGCUUCUCCUUGCAUGUCACGGUCCUACUUUGAAUCUUUUUGUUGAGAGCUUUCUCAAAAUGGUACAAAAACUGUUAGAGUCAACUGAACCUCAGUUGCAGAUUCUUGCCACACAAUCCUUUGUACGAUUUGCAAACAUUGAGGAAGACACACCAUCUUACCAUCGUCGGUAUGACUUCUUCGUCUCCAAAUUCUCAGCUAUGUGCCACAGCAAUCACACAAAUAGAGAAUGGUGUAAUAAGAUAAGACUAGCAGGAAUACGUGGCUUGCAGGGUGUUGUCAGGAAAACAGUUUCUGAUGACUUGGUUGAAAAUAUUUGGGAACCAGUUCAUAUGGAUAAAAUCAUGCCGUCCUUGUUGUACAAUAUGCAGAAUACCAGAUAUCCAGUCAGCCAACCAGACAGCCCAGCUCCACAUGGUGAAGAAGAUCGUCAGGAUCCUCCAACUUUGGCUGAAACUUGCAUGCGCGAAUUAGUUGGGCGUGCAUCAUUUGGGCACAUCAAAAGUGUUUUGAGGCCUGUUCUCAGGCACUUAGACCUUCACAAACUGUGGGUGCCAAAUGAAUUUGCGAUUCACAGCUUUAAAAUCAUCAUGUUUUCUAUUCAGUCACAAUACUCCUACACUGUGGUGGAAACACUUAUGGCACACUUAGAUGACAACUCUACUUCUAGUCCAGAAAUUCGCACCAGCAUUGCUGAUGUCUUGUCAAAAAUAAUUGCAAUAGCUGCGGGCGAGAGCGUUGGUCCUUCCGUCUUGGAAAUCAUCAAUUCUCUUUUGAAUCACCUUCGAGUGUCUGUAAGCAAACUAGCAAAAGCAGAAGACUCAGCUCGCCACAAACUUGCAAGCAAGGAAGACUCAAACCAUGAAAAACUGUAUCAAGAAGCUUUGAUCAAUGCCUUGGGUGAAUUUGCAAACCACCUCCCUGACUACCAAAAGAUUGAAAUAAUGAUGUUCAUCAUGUCAAAGGUCCCUCACUCAGAGCAAGAAGGCGAUGUGCUUCUUCAAAGUAUGCUUCUGAAAUCUCUAUUGAAAGUUGGCACAAAGUACCAGACCAUCCAGUUGAAUCAAGCUUUCCCAGUAGUUUUCCUGGAACGGCUCCUAAGGAUGAGUGGUGGACCCAAUCCAGAUAUGCGACUCUUGGUCAACAAAAUUCUUCACACAUUAUUAGAUCGUCAUCAUAAUUUGGACAAACUGCUGAAACCAACGGUUGAUGUGGAUAGUUUGAAGCUUACAAUUACCAAAUCUUCUCGGUUGGAUGCAAUCUUUAUCCGGAAGCAUGGUGGUGACUUUUUCCUGACACUGUAUGAAAGUCUGGAGCUUUCAAGCAAUACAGUUGAGACUAUUGAGGCAGCUUACACCACAACAGCUCUAAUUUGUAUUGAACUUGUUUGUGAAGAAUCUGUUUGUGAUCUACUCCGCCUUAUUAUGAGUAUUCAAGAUCUUGCCUUGACCAGUUCAAAGUUGUCUCUGCAUCAGAAAUAUCAACUGCAUGCAAUUGUAGCAUCACUGCUGGUGCUCGUGCCUUAUUGUGUGCCUUUGACAAGUCUUCAGUCUUAUGCUGAUAAGAUAAUUGCCACACGUAUUGCCAAAGCUCCAUAUCUUCUUCCUCCUUUGUCAAGGGAGUAUGAGUCAACUGUAGUUCCUGCAGGGGAAGUUCUCCUUGACCAGGCUCAAAUUACCUCAUGUCUUGCUGAUGCAGGCCUUGAUGCCACCCAGAUUUCUCGGCCUCAUGCAGGGAGUCUGCAACAUCGACACUCUUGGGUGGACAGUGGCAUGGGCGCUAGUUCUACCGAAAUGAAUAUGGAAGUGGACAGCGUCUCAUCAUCUCCAGGAGUUGUGAAGAAAUUCCCUGAGGAGGAACUUACGUUUGAAUCUCUGAAAAGAAUCCUAUCCCCUGAAAAUGUGGAAUCCAAAAAGGAAGCAGAAGAAGAGAUGAGGCUCCGUCUGUUUGAAACUUAUCGCAAUGCACCUUUCACAGAACUGGUGCGACAAACUGAAGCAAGGGGUGAUGUUCUCAAUGAGCGGCUGGAUCAACUACUCAAAAAGCUGGCAGCUAAGCAAAUCCCUCGUUACUUGUCGGAGCGAAGAGAUGUUGAGCGAGAAAGGGAUCGUGAAGAAGACCAACGAUCUGAGGAAGACAGUGAAGAAGAGAGGGAUCGCUUUGGCAGUCAUUCUCCACAUGGCCAUAGCAGAUCUCAUAGUAGUGACAGAGAGAUUCAGCUCCCUCCUGCACCUCAACCAUUGUAUGAGUCACUCUUCCCUGAGUUGUUUGUGUAUUAGUUCAGUUCCUUUCACAAGUAGAAUAUGUAAUGAAUUUUAGAAGUAGAUCAGAAGAAAAUUAACAAAGAAACUUUUUCUUACAUCACUUCUGAAAUGUACAAAACACUCUGUUCUCUACCUGAAUAUACAUUAAAUAUCACAGUUCAAACAUAAUAUGUACAGCAAUAAUACUGGUACAAGUUGCUUUGUUAUGAAAAUGAGUUUUUGUAGAAGUUUUGUUGUUAUUUCAGUAUAUUCUAUACUGAACUCAGGAUAGAUAUAAUUUUUAUAGUUAAAUUACAGGAAUGGAAUAAACUUUAUUUGUAAGACCAUCCCAUUUUGAUAAACAAAUUCUGUAGAUACUACAACUUAAUUAGAUAUGCCUGUUUAAUUUCAUGUGCUUAUCUGAAUGUGAUUACAUGUAUUAAUAUUCAAUCUCUUUGUUUCUGUACUCGGAGAGUAUUUGUGGUGAACUUCUUCUAUGGUUAUAUUUAAGUAUUGUUCUAAGUACAGUGUGGAAGUUUCAUCAACAUUUCUUACAUGAAAUGUGGCUUUUUGAAGAGCAUUUAUGUAUUGUUGAUUGUUCAGAAAUUUAUGUGACAAUAAGAUAUUGCAUAUAGUAUUGUCUUAACAACUUGAACAGAUGUUGUCACCAACAGCAUAUGCAAAGCAGCAUAUGUUAAUGGUACAUGUGUAAAUAGUAUUUUAAUGUUGCUCUGGUUGGGAUUUUCAAAUUUUAUCUUGUGUGUAAGUAAAUGAUGCCUGCCAUCUAUUUUAUUUUGGCCUCUCUGCUUUUUAGUGUACGGUGAACAAAACAUUUUACUAGCUCCUCUGGUUCAAUCUUGAAGCUGUGAUAAAUGGAUAUGACAGAAGGUAUGGAUGAUGUGACACAGAGAACUGGUGCUUUACCUCCUUUUAGAGAAAAGCAAUCUUCAGCUCUCUACAAACUGUGAACAUUUGUUAUUUUUUUGUAAGUCUGUGUAUCACAUUCAAAUUUCACUCAAAUCCACAUUUUUCAGAUCUUUUUUCUUCUUACCCCUCUAUUGAGACUAUUAAAUAGACUUGUUAUUGAUUUUGAGCAUC